Messenger RNA from Osmerus eperlanus (European smelt), 3435 nucleotides. It is a transcript of the gene gnb1a, whose product is annotated as guanine nucleotide binding protein (G protein), beta polypeptide 1a. Gene Ontology annotation, cellular component: cytoplasm; heterotrimeric G-protein complex. The record is from RefSeq and is a predicted model, not a curated record. Gene Ontology annotation, biological process: G protein-coupled receptor signaling pathway. The coding region runs from base 436 to 1458 and encodes 340 amino acids. Gene Ontology annotation, molecular function: protein binding; signaling receptor complex adaptor activity. The transcript has 11 exons. NCBI's taxonomy places the organism in Eukaryota, Metazoa, Chordata, Actinopteri, Osmeriformes, Osmeridae.
GGUUACCGCGCCCAUCUCUGCUGUUUGAUGGCCGGAGGAAGCGUUUGAGAUACUGGUGUGAAGAAAGAGAGAAUAGGGGGAAGACGGUGGGAAAGACUAGAAGGAUUAAAGAUUGGAAAGAAAUAGUUCUCAAUUGGAAGACCACCCCCAGACUCUAAAACACGUAUUUCGCAAGUAACAUUUGGUGCGGUGAACACUGCCUCAUCUUUGUGCCUCUGUGCCGGUGUGUCUCCCCUUGGCGGAUCGAAAGCUGGAUUCGGGGAGUGCCGCUCCUCGAUAGCUUGUUAUCUCGCCAAGUCUGCGUGCUAGGUGGAAAGAGGAGAACCUGUCUUCGCUGUUUCCAGUCAAUGCGAUAUAAAGAACGGAUACCCUCGACUGAAAACGGAUCAGCACGAGUCCCGGCGGCGGAGCGAAGCACACCAUUAGCAGAGGAAAAUGAGCGAAUUGGACCAGCUACGCCAGGAGGCCGAGCAGCUUAAGAACCAGAUCAGAGAUGCCAGGAAAGCGUGUGCGGAUGCUACACUGUCUCAGAUCACCGCUAACAUCGACGCUGUUGGCCGAAUUCAGAUGCGCACUAGACGGACACUGAGGGGGCAUCUGGCUAAAAUCUAUGCCAUGCACUGGGGCACUGACUCAAGGCUUUUAGUCAGUGCCUCUCAAGAUGGUAAACUCAUCAUUUGGGACAGCUACACCACAAACAAGGUCCACGCCAUCCCACUUCGCUCCUCCUGGGUGAUGACAUGCGCCUAUGCACCCUCUGGGAACUACGUUGCCUGCGGAGGUCUAGACAACAUCUGUUCCAUCUACAACCUGAAGACCCGCGAGGGCAACGUGCGCGUCAGCCGUGAGCUGGCUGGACACACAGGUUACCUGUCCUGCUGUCGUUUCCUGGAUGACAACCAGAUUGUCACCAGCUCUGGAGACACCACCUGUGCUCUUUGGGACAUUGAGACGGGUCAGCAGACGACCACAUUUGCUGGCCACACCGGUGACGUUAUGAGCCUGUCGCUGGCACCAGACACUCGUCUGUUUGUGUCAGGAGCGUGUGACGCCUCCGCCAAACUCUGGGACGUUAGAGAAGGAAUGUGUCGACAGACCUUCACUGGACAUGAGUCGGACAUCAAUGCCAUUUGCUUCUUCCCCAAUGGCAACGCCUUCGCCACAGGCUCUGAUGAUGCCACCUGCCGGCUUUUUGACCUGCGCGCUGACCAGGAACUAAUGGUCUACUCGCAUGACAAUAUCAUCUGUGGUAUCACCUCAGUGGCGUUCUCCAAGAGUGGCCGCUUGCUGCUGGCGGGCUACGACGACUUUAACUGCAAUGUGUGGGACACCCUCAAAGCCGACCGUGCAGGUGUACUGGCCGGGCACGACAACCGUGUGAGUUGCUUGGGCGUGACUGAUGAUGGCAUGGCUGUGGCAACAGGGUCCUGGGACAGCUUCCUCAAGAUCUGGAACUAGAGUCUGAAGAUGUCAGACUCCAAAGUUGCGUGGAAGACCAUUCCGACAUUGAAAUAUUCAAUUUUAUUGCAUAUCCAAUCUUCUCAAAACACCACGAUACUGACUCCAACACCCCAAAUAACUACCAAGGGCAAAUAUUCUCUUUCUCUCCUUCUCAUUUAAAAGAAGAGCACAAUUGUUAUAACUCACUUGACUAAAAAGAUGAGGAAUUCAAUGGUAUGAAAAGGAAAAUUUUGCAUUCCUCCGGGGACCAUCUUCUGAUAUUGUAGUGAACAAAAAUAUGAACACUCACCCCCUCCGCAAAUGUCACACCUCUUUAUUACACAAGGUUUGAGUGAAGUUAAUUACACAACAGUGAUCUAACUCUGAUAGCUUUUUUGGCCAUGUUUAUUAUUAUUCAAUGUUUUUUUGUUUCAAGUAUUUUUUUUCUUUUUCUCCCCUAAGAACUAGAUCAGUGUCGGUUAAUGUUGAAAUGAGGAUUGAAAGCUUUCUUUUAUCUCAUAGUCUUUACACAUAUUUUAGAAUUAUGUUUGUAGAUUGAAAAUAAAAAAAACUUCAAAUGAUCAUUUCAUUUUUAAUCCAGCUUUAUCCCACCUGAGAAAAGACAAGAGAAUUGAGCUACAACAGGGAGUCCAUAAGCCACCCACUGGGUCUGGCCAUUCUGUAUAUUUAGUCCCAAGAUACUUUUACUCUGUUUCUAUUUUCUGUCUAGUCACAAGUCUUUGUUUGCACAAAACUUAACUUUGCAUAUAUAGAAUAAUGUUUCAAGACAAAGUUAACUAACCAAGCACAUGCUGUUUAUGAUAAUGAAUGCUCGUUUGUAAAACGAAAACACAAGAAACAUGCAUUUUAACCAUUAUUUCACCCUUUGUCAGGCAGCAAUGUAGAAUAAUUACAUGAAGAUUAACCCAUUGGUUCAUUAUUUCUUUAUUUUCCAUUUUGUUUCCCCUUUUUCUGUUGACUGUGGUUGGGACCGGUGAUGUGAUUUGGUUGGGUAGGAAGAACCUCCAUUUUAUACCCCGGUUUUAUUCCGGAGUUUCUGUUUCAACAGAGGUGCCCAUUCCUUGCUUGGAAAUGCAGUUACUACUCUGUGAAUGACAUGUUGUAUAAAUCAAUGUUUGAAAAUAAUGAUAUCGAAACUUUUUAAGUUAAAAACAAAAAAAAAGAUUUUGGUUGUCUGCCACGGGUUAACUCUUAGAAUCGCAUGCUGUAGAAUUGCUUAAAAGAGGUGCAUAUGGAACUAAGUCCUUUGAUGUUUUUCUUUAAGAAAAUAACCUGUUGAAUAUAUCAUCAUUACAAUGGUAUUUAUAUUGUUUUGGCUACUCUGUGCAUAAGUAAUUCAAUUUAAAAUGUCAAAGCUAUGCACUUGAGAGAAGCAAACACCACAACAUAACAAAUGGUUACCUGGUCCAUGGGAAGGAUUCCACAAUAAAAGUAAUGUAAACAUUGAAAUUGUAUAAACACACACAAAUGGAACAAAUCAAUUUUCAUUCCUUCUGUAGCAAACAAAUUCCACUGACCAAGAAAAGAAACAUUUUGUAACAAACAGGUUUUUUUCUGUCCUUUAAUAAUAAAAAACAAACAAAAAAACUUGCAGCAUCUGAAUGGCAGAAUUUUCUGUUGUUCCCCUCUUGUAAACAGAGACGCUCUUUCUUUAGCAAUAGUGGCAUUUUUUCCAUUCUGUUUUUUCUCUGCGACAUUCUGUACAAAAAGAAAUGUGCUGUAAUUGUGCGUUAGGCCUGGAGUUGGCAAAAAAAAUAAGAUAAAAAUAAAAAAACUAUUACAAAUUAAUUAAAUUCCCUUUCCUUUUCUCUAUCAUGAAAUAACUGUAGAGCUCUGCACCCCACUGUCCCCUUCUCACCUUUUGUAUUUAAUUUUAAAGUCAGUCAGUGUACAACCUGAAAGCUGGAUGCAAGAUAGAAACUAUAUUAAAAUGUACUGUUAUUUAAGAUGUAAUAAAAAGCAGUUUGAGAUGAC